AUGCCACCCCCAACGACAGAGGACAGUCGUCACCACAAGCGCAGUACACCGCCAAGGCCGUCGAGCCUCUCUCUCAGAGCACCUCGCUCUGCUAGUGUCCAACAGCUCGUAUCCAGAUGGGAGACUCAGCCGACUCUUGCCCCUCCAGCAGCACCAUCCACCGCGGCUCUACUGCCAACAUCGUCUUCGGUCUCAGCUCUCUCAGCUGCAGAACAAAGCGAGUUCGGAGCGGCACCCGCCCAUCGUGCUUUGCUCGCAAAUGCCGUCAACGCAAUCAACGGCACCCUCGGACCUCUUGACUGGACGCCCAAAUAUGGUCUGCCCCCAGAUCAAGCACGUCUGUCGCCUUCGCCCUUGCGUGCGGCGACACGACAUCAGUCAUCUACGUUACCAGAAUCCCCGAGAGGAGCCGAUCCAUUUGCAGACCCGAAGCGAGCAUCUCCGGCUCGGUCAGGACAAAAGCGCCAUCUAGUGCCGCUUCGCUCAGUCCAACCAGCCCAAACUAUUCCCUCUCCAGUCUCUCCCUUGUCUGCAUCAGGCCAUUCGUUUGGCCUCGAGCUGCCACCUCGAUCGCCCUCCACCUUCUCUCCUGUCAGCGAGAGCACAACAAACACACCACAGUCCACCGUCGAUACCGCUGCGUCCAAGACUCCGCUUCUAGGCGCUCUUAGCUCUUCCAAUCGGACGCCAUCAUCGCCCCUUCAGAUUGAGGCAGCAACCCCUCAAUAUACCCAACCGAGUCCAACUCACAACGAUCAUGCUUCUUUGUCCCAAUCGACACUUAUCCCAGAAGCCCCUUCGCUGUCGCUGUCGCCGUCCUCGCCUCGCGACAGCUUCUCCAAACCAUCACAAAGGCCCAAUGCUUUUACACCCAGUCAAUCAAGGCCAAGGCCUACUUCACAGAGCCACGGACAGCAUCUGGAGCCCGGCGUGCUCAAAGAAGGCUUGGGCAAAUCUUCGGCGACGGCUCACAUCUUUGACCUCGAUGCCAAGAUCCCGCUCGGUACAACAAGAUACCUUCCUUCCUCCUUCCGCAGCAACCUCCCCGACCAUGCAGCACCUAUACCCGAGCGCUCCAGCUCCCACUUGCCCACUUCAUCACCCGCUGUAAACGAGACCUGGACCGCAGAGGAUCCGAGCAGCAUCCCCUUGCUCCCUCCAUCCCUGACACGAGCUCCGGCCACACUAUGGAAAGGACCUCUGGCCGACGAAAUGGCUCGGAAUAUGGUGUGCUCCAACGUCGAUGGCGAUACGCUUCCCGUAUCAGCUGACGAUGUCUUCAAGCCCGACGCAGCUCCUAUCCACCUUCCAGCGCUUGAAGAGUACCUCAAGAAUCCCAUCAUCUUUGGCGAGCCUAUGUUUACGGACUCACACUUGGUUUGCACAGACCAAGAGAAGCAGCUCUUCGGGCUGGACGACGUUGCAUUCCUCGAAGCUGGUUCGAUCUCUGCACCGUCUUCACAGUUAAGCAGCGGCGCCUCCUACGCCCCAAGAUCACGGGUCGGACAGUCACGAAUCAGCUCCAAGUCUGCUCAGCUAGAAGUAGCUGGCGGUCAGAUCAGCUGCCCAGCUGUGCUGUACACGUCCAGCGUCGACUCUGCCAUCAUCUCGAGGAGAGAAGAGGGGCUUCGGCGUCGCAGUGGCAGAUCGAAAGAGAUACCCACCUCGCACGUUUCCAGGUCGAAGCGCUCCAGGCGCAACAACAAGUCAGACAAGGAGGUUGCGGAUCCAUUGCUUGCGGUUGCAGUUGGUGAUGAAAACCUAGGCAAAGCGGAUGAUCCUGACAAUGACCUCGACGAUGUCACUGUUGUCGACCCUAAAGAGGAGCGCCACCUGGACAGCGAUGAUGAUGCUACCCUCAAAGCUGACGAUGCGCUUGAAGCCGAAAAAGUGGCGAGCCGCAUCUCGGCCAGGCUAUCUGAAAGUCGACUUCGCAGCUCCAUCUCUGAACCGCCCUCCGAAGGUGUAUCCAGCAAGCUGUCCACGCGCUCCAAUCCUGUGACGCGAAAGCAGAUGUUCCCGCCGCUCAUGCUCCUCAAGGAAAACAAUCUCGACGAACUCAAGUCUAACGCCAUCGGUCCGAGGAAACCUCCAGGAGGCAUCUGGUCCGUUGGAUGGCUUGGCAUCAUCUUCGACAUGGUCAUCGGCGUUGAAGGCAGCACGUUCGCCGCUGGAAUCCUCCGUCUAGAGUCGCUGCGUGAUCUUUUCCAGAUGAUGACGGUCCAGCUUCAUUACCAGCGCUACUUUGACAGCAGCGAUCCCACAACGACCACCAGCAAAGUGUUCAAGUUUCUUCUGCAGACGCUCCCCGCUGUGCUUGGCUUUGACCUUGUUUCGGUGUUUGGCUAUGCGGUGGUAUUCUUCAUCGUGUGGGUCGUCAUCACCGGACUGGCUCUCUGGCGAUUUUGGCGCAUGACCAAGGCUCACAACCCGAACAAGACCGUGGAGGGGUACGAUUCACAGGGAUGGAUCUACAAAAGCGCUUCUCGAGGCACACGCUUUGCAAACACGUGCCUGGUGUUUUUGCUGGGUUUGCUGUAUCUUCCGCUCAGCAAGUUGGCCGUCGAUGCGCUCGUCUGGUCGAGCGACUUUUGGCCCGUACCCAAUCCGUACAAGGGCGGCAUCGACGAUCCUGUUCCCGGCGCUUUGCUGGGUGAUCCUGACAUCUGGCGCGCUCCACUCGACUUUUGCUACACCACCACCAUGCGAAAGGACUCGUUCAAUUGGGCCUACGUCAUCGUGCCCAUGGCGGUCCUUGUCAUCGUCUUUUACACGCUCUGGUACCCCUACAAACUCAUGAUGACCAUCAAGGAGAUGCUGCCCCACGUCAGUCGAUUCAACGAGCUCGGGCGUAAACGCAGCGAGGAGGAGAUGCAGACCUACUACCAUCGUCUCCUCAACCGCGACAAGUCGCCUUUCAAUUUCUUGUACAACUCGUACCAUCGCAAGUGGGGCUACUACAAGCCAUUCUACAUCAUGGUGUUCAAGCUGUCGAAUCUGUUGAUCAUCGGCGUGCUGGCCAAGGACAACUGCCUCUUCCGCUCCUUCCGUACUAGGACCAUGCUCGUUGUGCAGCAGGGCACGCUAAUUGCAGUCAUGGCGUCGCUGCUGGCAGUGCAUGUGAUGAUCAAGCCGUUCGUCGACAAGAUUGGUAACCGGUCCGAGAUGGUCUCGCGUGUCGGCUAUGUGCUGACCGCGACGAUUGGACUGCUCGUGGCGCUCAACGUGCAAGGAUCCACCGUGUACAACACCACGAUCCUGUACAUUGUUCAGGGGUUCACGUACAGCGGCAACAUCUACUUUGCGCUUAUCGGCAUGUCGUUUGUCGCGCACCAGGUCAAACGGUGGCAGAGCCGGGUCGACUACACGAUCGAUCUCUUUUCUCCCGUGCUCGACAUCACCAAGCACAUCAAACGUCGCGUGUGGGAGGAAACGCUCUCGAUCAUCAUCCUGUGCGGCCGCGAGUAUCACAUGCCGCUGGAACAGGUCAUCGCCUUUUCUGUGUCGGACGAGGACAAGUGGCCGCCGUACUUGAUUGAUUUCCAGGGCUCUGUCGCCGAGCGUCACAUCGAAAACCUCAAGAUCGUCAAGCAGAUCGGCGUCGAGGCGUACCGGACUGAAGUGGACAUUUGUCGCACCGAGGAAGGCAUCUAUCGUCAAAAGCUCAUGCGCACCAUUCAGAGAGAGUUUUCAGGACCGGAUGCAUACUGGCGGCCGCAGGAGCCUCCGUUUCCCUCUGGAGUCAUGUCUUUCUUCGGCAAAGCCUUUCUGGUUCCGUUCCCGGCGACUUUGCUUAUUCGCUACGACGAGGGUGGCAAAUAUACGGUCACGCUGACGCGCAUCGACCAGUUCGAAGCGUACAUCGAGCAGAACUCGGAUCCCAAGGUGACGAGCAAAAAGAUGGUGCGACAGGCGCUGCGCGCCUUGGAAGGGCAAAAAGUCUUUUGCCCCUACGUGUCCAACGUUCAAAUUGGCGAUCCUACGAGCGGCAUGGCGUUUGUGGACAAGAUGUUUGGACGCAUGUCGGAGAGGCGACGGGCGUUGCCGCGGUUUGGCGUGCUUCCCGCAGCCCGCGGUGGACAGUCGGAGUACGUGUUGGCAACGCCGAUCUCGUACGUCGAAGGUACGGUCAAAAUCGAGCGACGACACGAAUUCGAUUGGGCAGGCUACAAUUUCGACGGUGGAUUCGAAGUCUCGAUCGUAUACGAAGAAGGAAGGAUGAAGGAUGCUUCUGGAGGCAUCAGUAUGAUUCGAAAGCGGGUCGAAGUGAGUGCUUCGCGAGCGUUUGGUCUCACGGAAGACUUUGAAAUGAAUGCCACGCUGUCGCGAUUCCUGCAAGAUAACGAAACGCUCAUCUUUGAGCGGGCGCCCUUGGUGGAGAAGCUGCUCAGCAAGUAUCGACGCCAUUUCCAACGCGAAGCACACUGGAAGGAGCGCGUGCUUCCCUACUCGUUCCUCACCGACGUGUUCGACAAUGACGGACUCAGCCCGCUUGGUCUACGCAUGGCGCUGGUCGACACGGGCUGCGCACGAAGCAUGCGUAACUUACCGGUUCUCUACGAAGGCAGUAUCACGCUCAUGUACGAGCGACUGGCGGCGAUCAAUCGGUCGCCUGUGCAUCGCUUUUGGUGGAUCCUAUUUGACGAAAUCUGGCGACUCAACAGCAGCGACUACAGCCACCUUCGCAAAUACAGACGCAGCUUCUCGCCGCAGUAUCCGACGUCGAUUGCCUAUCGACCCAUGCCACGACAGGCUCUGGAGCAGUUCCUGCACAAGCGCGGACUGUGGAAGAAAAAGGGCGCCAAGGGUGGGCCGUUCAACCGUGGAAUGCUGAAUCGGAUCUAUUUCUAUCUCAACGAGAUUGUCUUUGCCGGUCAUCAUGACGGUAGAGUGCUCAACUCACGCCGAGGGUGGUCGGACCAGCAAGCACAGCAGCGGCGCAAAGGAGGGCGGAUCUCUGAUCCGAAACAUGACGAAAACCCGUUUAUGGAUCCUGUCGAUUCGGACUUGCGUCGAGCAGCGACGAUCAAAGUCGGGUUGGGGCACGAUGCGACCCAGGCGACGCGGCGCGACUUUUCGACGAUCGACGACCAUCCGUUGCGCAUCGGCGCUGAUGAUGGCGAAGGUGCGGCUCAGGGUCACGACAGGGACAGAUCGUGGGGGUUGACCGCCAACCCGUCGGUGACGCCUUCACAGUACACAGGUGGUGGCACGGCCUAUUCGACCGACAGCGUCAUUGUGCGCACGGCGUAUCGAUGGGAACAGCGCAUGGACGGGUAUGCCACCGACACACGCUGGCAGAGGUUCAAAGUGCGAUCGCUUCAGUGGUUGUCGUUGCAUCCCGUGGUGGUCAAGUUUGAGAGGGAGAAGCUGUACCUUUAUCUCAAGCUUGUUGAUGUGGAGGAGGAAGAGGGAGGUGGCAAGAAGGGCAAGAGAUAUGAACUGCUCAGGCCGAGUUGUCGACGGCCGAAUGCGCAAGGGUAA
Molecule: messenger RNA, 5484 nt
Organism: Sporisorium graminicola
Lineage: Eukaryota; Fungi; Basidiomycota; Ustilaginomycetes; Ustilaginales; Ustilaginaceae
Exons: 1
Coding region: 1-5484 (1827 amino acids)
Source: RefSeq, a predicted model, not a curated record